AUGAUGAAGUGUGCACUGUGUCGGAAGCGAAUUGGGCACCGUUGCUCGUUUCACCAACGACAACAACAACAACAACGACGACGACGACGACAACAACAACAACAACGACGACAACAACGACAACGACGACAACAACAACAACAACAACAACAACAGCAGCAGCAGCAGCAGCAACAACAACAACAACAACAACAACAACAACAACAACAACAACAACAACAACAACAACAACAACAACAACAACAACAACAACAACAACAACAACAACAACAACAACAACAACAACAACAACAACAACAACAACAACAACAACAACAACAACAACAACAACAACAACAACAACGACAACAACAACAACAACAACAACAACAACAACAACAUCAACAACACAAGCGAAGACAACAAGACGACAUCAGGAGUAGUCUCCUAACCCACUACUGGCCCUAG
Messenger RNA from Sycon ciliatum, 447 nucleotides. Its product is annotated as ataxin-8-like. The transcript is spliced from 3 exons. Bases 1 to 447 code for a protein of 148 amino acids. The record is from RefSeq and is a predicted model, not a curated record. Lineage: Eukaryota; Metazoa; Porifera; Calcarea; Leucosolenida; Sycettidae.